Molecule: messenger RNA, 449 nt
Organism: Aspergillus piperis CBS 112811
Lineage: Eukaryota; Fungi; Ascomycota; Eurotiomycetes; Eurotiales; Aspergillaceae
Exons: 1
Coding region: 100-348 (82 amino acids)
Source: RefSeq, a predicted model, not a curated record
UUCUGUCGGUCAAAAUUACCAGGCCUUCUGUGGCUUGCAAGGCUUGGGCCCCAUCAGUUUUGCCCGGGUCAUUCACACCCCCUCCCUUGUACGACGUGCAUGGUGGGCCAUUCUAGGGAAGCCAAUAUUACCUCAGCAAUGCUUGGAGUAUUUGGUAGCCAUCGGGGACCCCGCCUGCGGGCAUUACAGAGGUUGGAAACCACUGGAAAAGGUGAAGCGUGUCCGGUUGGUGUGAGAUGGUUUAUCAUUGCUUUGAUUCUGCAUAGUCUAUUGGGACGGACAAUAAUUCCACGCUGCCGAAAUCUGUUGGGGGGUGGGGACUGCUGCUUAUGGCGCCUGGAUGGUUGACGGAAGGAGACAUGUUGUGUAGUAUGAAUUAAUUGAUUCUCGCGUUUCUUUUUCCCGAUGAGAUGGAUGCAGAUGCAUCACUAGAGAGAGUGAGAGAGAUA